This is a messenger RNA of Danio rerio (zebrafish), 1330 nucleotides long. The record is from RefSeq and is a predicted model, not a curated record. Lineage: Eukaryota; Metazoa; Chordata; Actinopteri; Cypriniformes; Danionidae.
AGAGACACUGAUUUUACCAACAUUUAUCAAGGGGUUUAUCCUGGGUGUAUGACAUUACAGAUGAGCGAUGGAUUGGGGGAUCUACUUGACAGAUUCAAAGAUGAGAAAAAAGACACUGAUUAUUGUGGUGUUAAGUUUAGCAUUCACAAUUACAUCUAUAACUGGACAAACAACAAUUGAUAAUAAUACAACAACAGAACCUACAUCUACAACCGGAGAAACAUCUACAACAGAACAAUCAUCUACAACUACUGACUCAGUUACAACAACAUCAGAACUUACAUCUACAACCGGAGAAACAUCUACAACAGAACAAUCAUCUACAACUACUGACUCAGUUACAACAACAUCAGAUCCUACAUCUACAACCGGAGAAACAACAACAACAGAACACACAUCUACAACAGAACAAUCAUCUACAACUACUGACCCUCUUACAACAACAACAGAACACACAUCUACAACCGGAGAAACAACAACAACAGAACAAUCAUCUACAACUAACGACCCUGUUACAACAACAACAGAACACACAUCUACAACCGGAGAAACAACAACAACAGAACAAUCAUCUACAACUACUGACUCUGUUACAACAACAACAGAACACACAUCUACAACCGGAGAAACAUCUACAACAGAACAAUCAUCUACAACUACUGACUCUGUUACAACAACAACAGAACCUACAUCUACAACCGGAGAAACAACAACAACAGAACACACAUCUACAACAGAACAAUCAUCUACAACUACUGACCCUCUUACAACAACAACAGAACACACAUCUACAACCGGAGAAACAUCUACAACAGAACAAUCAUCUACAACUACUGACCCUCUUACAACAACAACAGAACACACAUCUACAACCGGAGAAACAACAACAACAGAACAAUCAUCUACAACUACUGACUCAGUUACAACAACAUCAGAACACACAUCUACAACUGGAGAAACAUCUACAACAGAACAAUCAUCUACAACUACUGACUCUGUUACAACAACAUCAGAACACACAUCUACAACUGGAGAAACAACAACAACAGAACAAUCAUCUACAACUACUGACCCUCUUACAACAACAACAGAACACACAUCUACAACCGGAGAAACAACAACAACAGAACAAUCAUCUACAACUACUGACCCUCUUACAACAACAACAGAACACACAUCUACAACAGAACAUGUAUUUACAACUACUGACCCUGUUACAACAACAACAGAACUUACAUCUACAACCGGAGAAACAACAACAACAGAACACACAUCUACAACAGAACAAUCAUCUACAACUACUGACCCUUCCUGGAUCAACCAUCACUGA